GCCUUGCGUGAGCGUGCGCGGGCGCGUCGGCCGGCAAGGGAGCAGCAAACGGCCGGCGGCGGGCGCCGCGCGGGGGGCGGGCGGCGCGGAGGAGGCGGCAGUGGCCAUGGCCGAGGCGUCGCCGCACCCCGGACGGUACUUCUGCCACUGCUGCUCGGUCGAGAUCGUGCCGCGCCUGCCGGAUUACAUCUGCCCCAGAUGCGAGUCUGGCUUUAUCGAGGAGCUUCCGGAAGAAACCAGGAGUACAGAAAAUGGGUCUGCCCCCUCCACGGCCCCCCCAGACCAGAGCAGGCCGUCAUUUGAGGGUCCCCCGGCGUGUCCCCAUCCCCCAGAGCCCUGGGUCCGGGCAACACCCCACGGUGCAUGGAGGACGCCUGGGCUCCCAGGUGGCAGCUCAGGGUCCUGGCCUGUGACCACGGCCCUUCCCCCGCAGAACGUGGACCAGCACCUGUUCACGCUGCCGCAGGGCUACGGCCAGUUUGCUUUCGGCAUCUUUGACGACAGCUUCGAGAUCCCCACGUUCCCCCCCGGGGUGCAGGCCGAUGAGGGCAGGGACCCUGAGAGCCGGCGGGAGAGAGAGCAGCACUCCCGGCACCGGUAUGGCGCCCGGCAGCCCCGCGCCCGCCUCACUGCACGGCGGGCUACCGGCCGGCACGAAGGCGUCCCCACGCUGGAAGGGAUCAUCCAGCAGCUGGUUAACGGCAUCAUCACCCCGGCCAGCAUCCCCAGCCUGGGCCUGGGCCCUUGGGGCGUCCUGCACUCAAACCCGAUGGACUACGCCUGGGGGGCCAACGGCCUGGAUGCCAUCAUCACGCAGCUCCUCAAUCAGUUUGAAAACACAGGCCCCCCGCCUGCAGACAAAGAGAAAAUCCAGGCCCUCCCCACCGUCCCCGUCACUGAGGAACAUGUAGGCUCCGGACUGGAGUGCCCCGUGUGCAAGGACGACUACGGGCUGGGGGAGCGCGUGCGGCAGCUGCCCUGCAGUCAUCUCUUCCACGACGGCUGCAUCGUGCCCUGGCUGCAGCAGCACGACAGCUGCCCUGUGUGCCGGAAAAGUCUCACGGGACAGAACACGGCCACCAACCCCCCAGGCCUGACCGGCGUGAGCUUCUCGUCGUCCUCGUCCUCCUCGUCCUCUAGCUCGCCGAGCAACGAAAACCCGGCCGGCAACUCCUGAGCCCCCGCCUCCCUCCGGCUGGCCCCCAGAGUGAGCACAGGACCCCACCCACACCGGGCCCGGUGGGGCGGUGGGCGGGGGGGGCACCACGGAGCCGGAGCCUGGAGGUGCCCCACCUGCCUUGGCUCCCACACCGCGCCCCCCGCCGUGGGCAGAGACUCGGAGGACCGCCGCCUCCAGGCUGGCAUCUGGCACAGGGGCCUGGGCACACGGCACCCCUGGGGGCGUCCCCAGCUCCCCUACCCAUCUGUCUCUAACCUCACCCUCCACACAGCAGCGGCGGAAAGGUUUUUAUAAUUUUAAAUUAUUACCGCUUUGAAAUAAACGGACGUUUGAGCUCACACGCGGCCCUGCAUGAUCUCUGGAAAGACCGGGUGGAACCGUGAGGCCGGGGUCUCUGUGAUGCCCGGACAGGCUGCCAGUCCCCAGCCCGGGUAUCCCCGGCCCAGGCGCAGGGGGCUCGGGACCACGGGAUGACCAGCAAAACAAGAACAAAACUGCUCCGACAGACGUUUUUUAAAGGAAAAAAAUAUGUGUAUCUUGAAAGCUAUUUAAAAAUACACCUACUUAGAAAGAGAA
This is a messenger RNA of Lutra lutra (Eurasian river otter), 1756 nucleotides long. RefSeq names its product ring finger protein 126 (gene RNF126). The record is from RefSeq and is a predicted model, not a curated record. The transcript has 9 exons. Gene Ontology annotation, molecular function: ubiquitin protein ligase activity. Gene Ontology annotation, cellular component: cytoplasm. The coding region runs from base 107 to 1177 and encodes 356 amino acids. Gene Ontology annotation, biological process: protein ubiquitination. NCBI's taxonomy places the organism in Eukaryota, Metazoa, Chordata, Mammalia, Carnivora, Mustelidae.